CAAGUGUUGCAGAGGAUGUCUGAACUAUAUCGCUUCAAAAGUUUUGUGCCUUUGUGACGAAGGCGGCUGCUACGUCUAGGUUAUCACCCAUCGUCGCCCCACUCACGUUACCAAUUAUUAAGUCCACGGUCGGGUCUUUCAGGAGCGCCGCUUUAGUGCACCCGGCUAUGUUGAGAGAUGAUGAAGAGGAUCCUCCUGGAAACAAAACCGGUCCCCGAGUUACAGGAGAAGCACAGUGUGACCACGAAGUACAGGAAUGCGAGGCGGGUGAAACAGAGGCUAACUUGAAAACACAUUGGACACAUGGCACCAAGAACCCAUCCCACAAAGGUUUUAUUCCUUGGAGCGAGUUAAAUAAAAACCACGACAUGAAUCCGACAUAUCAUCCAAAGUAUCGUGCUGUGUUGCGAGAUGAUGAAAAGGAUGCUCCUGGAAACAAAACUGUAUUUAUUGGUACCGGUCCCCGAGUUACAGGAGAAGCACAGUCAGCUAAAUUUCCCAUUCGAAGUCAACCAUUUCAUUCGUUGUGUUUUUUACAAGGUGACCACGAAGUACAGGAAUGCGAGGCGGGUGAAACUGAGGCUAACUUGAAAACACAUUGGACACACCUCACCAAAAACCCAUCCCACAAAGGUUUUAUCCCGAUGUGCGAGUUCAAUGAAAACCACGACAUGAUUCAGAUAUAUCAUCCAAAGUAUCGCGAAGAACUUUGCAAGCUAAUAAAACUCACAGCAGAUCUUACGGUUAGAAUUUCUGUCACACACACAAGUCUUGCAAGACCGAAUUUUAUUGAAAACACAGUAAAACCUUACCCAUGUAGUAAUUCUAGGGGUAAAAACUCACUUCGAACUGGAACUGGUAUGAUAGUUGGUGUUACGAAGUUCCAGGAGGAAGAUAAGAAAACGUGUCCGUGUGAGGUGUGUAGAUCUUCGGACACGCCCAUGACGACAUGGUGGGUGGCCGGCGUGAUGACAGCUACACAUGUUGUGUUCGACACGAGCGAGGCGGAGACAGCGAGGUGCCGGCUGUUCUUCGACAGCCAGGACAGCCCUUUGGUGAUGCUGGACGGCUGGAGAAUGUGGGACAUGACCAUCAAAGGGGACACUUGCAGGUUCUCGUGCGCGUCACAUGAUAUGGCACUGUAUGAAAAAAUGUCGGAGAUCUUUACACGGUAUCUGCAUUUCCAGACGAAUUUUGAUGAUGUUUUGACUUAUAUCGUGUCGCACCCGCAUGGAUGUUUCAAGCAUGUUUCAAUAGGGAUCUACGAGAAAAAAGAAAUGACCAAAGCACAACUUUGGUACAGAGCAAGUAGGUAUCAUUACAAGUUAAGUACCUGUGCAGGUAGUAGCGGCGCCUUUGUGUUUACAAACACCAAACUUCUUGUCCCUCACGUGCACAGUGGAUCAAAGGGGAAAUGCAACUACAGCGGAGAAGGGUUUGAGGAUAUAAUUUAAAGUCUACAACAUCACAUCUUUCUUGUACAGAUGGUAGAACUUGUAGGGUACAUAUAGCUUGCUGUCUUUCACAUAUGAUAGACUAUAGUUUACUCAUCACAACUAUAAUUCUUGUACAGUUGGUAGAACUUGUAUUGUGCACAUCGCAGCUAUCUUGUACAGAGGAUAUAAUUUAAAGUGUAGGCCUACACAUCACAGCUGUCUGUCUUGUACCGAAGAUAGCAUUUGAAGUGUACACAUCACAGGUAUCUUUCCUGUACAGAAGGUAAAACUUGUAGUGUACAUAUCACAGCUAUAUGUCGUGUACAGAUGGUAUAACUUAAAGUCUACACAUUAUACCUGUUUCUCUUGUAAUAAAACUCAAACUUAAAGUCACACAUCUUUCUUGUACAAAUGGUAGAACUUAAAGUCUAAACAUCAUACCAAUCUCUCUUGUAGAGAUGGUAGAACUUGUAGUGUGCAUUUAUAGCUGCAGCAAAAAAGUGCCAAUACAAGAUAGAUGCCAUUGUAUUUAUGAAAGAAAUAACAGUUUUACAAUAAAAAUAAAGUAGUUACCCUUCCAAACCGACUUUCAAUGGUGUAGUACAAGAAAAUUUUACUUUAUUGUGUCCUUGGUAAUUAAAGGGGUAGUAUUGUUAGCACCACGCUCAGCCAAAAACAAUUAAAGAACAGGUAAAAACAUCUUUUCUCAAAGAACCAACACGUUUUUGUAUUGCUUUGUUCUAAGGUUUUCAUAAAUAUUUUUAUAUGCAAUUUGUCACAAUAAUUUUAUAAUUAUAGCUAUUAGAUGCAGUGGCGUAGCGAGGUUGGGUGUCACCCGGUGCGGCACUUAAUGUUGCCA
Molecule: messenger RNA, 2295 nt
Organism: Physella acuta
Lineage: Eukaryota; Metazoa; Mollusca; Gastropoda; Physidae
Source: RefSeq, a predicted model, not a curated record